Messenger RNA from Geodia barretti, 283 nucleotides. NCBI's taxonomy places the organism in Eukaryota, Metazoa, Porifera, Demospongiae, Tetractinellida, Geodiidae. The record is from the annotation of a GenBank genome assembly.
AGAUAGCAGCUGAAAGCUCUGAACAUCUCCGAGGAAGACGAGGUACAAUGUUCAGAGCUUUCAGCUGCUAUCUGUGGAAAUACACUCUACCUCGCUGGAGGUAUAACUGCUUCUUCAAGUUUAAAGGGUUUAAACAGUCCAUUCAAGUCAGUCUUCACCUGCUCUCUUCCCGAGCUUCUUACAUCAAACACACGUGGAUCCAGAUUACGACAGCCACCACGCGAUAAUGUAUGAAAGGAGACAUGCUUGCCUAGGGACUUGUUUUGUUUGUGAAUGUAUAUAC